AUGACUGUCGAACAAUCAGCUCGGGACUUGCAACCUUCUGUCUACAAAGAUCGCACGCGUACUAAGCCCACCUCUGUCCUUGGUCUUGCAGGGGAAAAUCGCUUCGUCGCCGCAAUCGGACCCAUACCUUUCGAAAAAGAAUACAAAUGUGCCCCAGCUUGGGGAUCUCACAAUGCCACUGUCGACCGAGACAUGUCCCCUGAAGGGAUUCUACAUCUCUUCAAGACCUCUAUCGACAGGGAGGUGGAAAUGAUCAUCGCCCACCUGCGACAGGAGCUGCUGGCUCUCCAUGAACGUUUUCCACCUUACGAUCAUAGCGAUGCCAAUGCACACGCGUCAUUAGAGAACAUCCUAACGCACUGGCUCGGAAACUUGGGGCUAGACUCCACGCUUGCGCAGCCUGUUGUCCCAAUCAACAACAGUGGUACCCCUCAGGUGUUCGAUAGUGUCCGGCGGGCAAGCGAUUUCAAAAAAUCAAGUGUGGGGAUCUCAAAUUGA
This is a messenger RNA of Aureobasidium melanogenum CBS 110374, 498 nucleotides long. RefSeq lists its product as uncharacterized. The record is from RefSeq and is a predicted model, not a curated record. Bases 1 to 498 code for a protein of 165 amino acids. Lineage: Eukaryota; Fungi; Ascomycota; Dothideomycetes; Dothideales; Saccotheciaceae. The transcript has a single exon.